AUGGCCCAAGUCAGCGCCAAGAAGCGCAAGAGAGAUGGCGAGUCGGCCGUGAAGCCUAAAAAGAAGGUCGCGAUCGAUGCGCCCCCAGCAACAGCUGCCGUUUCCUCGGUUCUUCGCCCCAAGUUCUGCCCUCCAGUGAUAGCCACUGCUCCCGGAUUCCAAAUUCCUACCAAUAUCCCUUUCCAGUCAUAUGCGCCGAAGAAUGACGCCAAAUCGAAAUCGAAGCAGGCCAAGUCCGCCGGAGAGAAGGACUUCCUGCUCCACUCGACGGCACACCGAAGUCUGGACUACACAGUCAAGACGGAGGCUCCCAGAGGCACCAAGCCCGCGCUGAACCACUUCAUCGGCAUAUAUGACCCAAAGACAGGCAAGCUCCAGGUAGUGGAGGCCAAGAAGAUGGUGAUUCGAGGAACGGUGCGAGCCAAGCAGGCCUCCGAGGCAGCGACCGGCGAAGGCAACGCCAAACAGAGCAUGCUAGCACUUAAGACCGAUCUCGGACAGACGUUCGGUACGAAGAAGGCCAGGAAGGCCAUCCAGGAGAACGUCAUGAAUGCAAUCGCCCCCCAGAGGAAGGCUGGAGACUUGCCGACCAAGAUCGAUGCGGCAUCUCGCGCGAUGUUGGACACUGUGGGAGAGAUUACGUCGACUAUGGCGUCAAGAGAGGAGCUGCAGGCUGUGGUGGACGAGGCCAAGCCCGUUCCUAUUGCCAACGUGGACGCGACGGAGAUCCAAGACGUCUACGACCCCAAGAGAAUCAUUGGUACGGAUAUUCUCAACUUGGUGCCAAUUCGAGAAUGGCAGGAGAAGGUGCGACACAAGGAAGGCAUCUCAAUUCCGUCACGGUUCGUGGCUGCACGGGUUAACGCCAUUGCGAGUAACGACGAUGAGGAUGGAGUGACGCGACUCCGAGUGCUGCGGUACUUUGCCUUUGUCCUGCUCUUUUAUCUUCACAGCAAGCCCGGCAAGGUGCGAGGCACUCGAUCGCUGCCCUCGCGAGAGAACUUGAGGGAAGUUCUCACGCCGGCACCUGAGGCGGUCAUCGAGAACAUCCGACGCAAGUUCUCAGAUGCGGGCCAAAUGCGAAAGUUCCACAUCGACUUGCUGAUGACCCACUGCUGCACGUUUGCCUGCAUCAUCGAUAACUUCGAGGUGGACACACAGAACCUGCGAGACGACCUAAAGCUAGACCAGAAGACGAUAAACCAGUACUUCCACGAGAUUGGUGGCAGGGUGAAGCCGGUUGUCAACAGGGAACUCAAGACGACGGUGCAGCUGGCGCGACUGACGCUGCCUCUGAACUUCCCGAAGCAGAGGCACAUCGCCCCUAAGCGACGGUAG
Ilyonectria robusta is the source of this 1338-nucleotide messenger RNA. Its product is annotated as RNA polymerase I associated factor, A49-like protein. Lineage: Eukaryota; Fungi; Ascomycota; Sordariomycetes; Hypocreales; Nectriaceae. Gene Ontology annotation, cellular component: RNA polymerase I complex. Gene Ontology annotation, biological process: RNA polymerase I preinitiation complex assembly; nucleolar large rRNA transcription by RNA polymerase I; transcription elongation by RNA polymerase I. The transcript is spliced from 3 exons. The record is from RefSeq and is a predicted model, not a curated record. The coding region runs from base 1 to 1338 and encodes 445 amino acids. Gene Ontology annotation, molecular function: DNA binding.